This is a messenger RNA of Pseudophryne corroboree (corroboree frog), 1142 nucleotides long. RefSeq names its product vacuolar protein sorting 25 homolog (gene VPS25). Gene Ontology annotation, molecular function: structural molecule activity; protein homodimerization activity. Bases 133 to 657 code for a protein of 174 amino acids. Gene Ontology annotation, biological process: protein transport to vacuole involved in ubiquitin-dependent protein catabolic process via the multivesicular body sorting pathway. The transcript is spliced from 6 exons. NCBI's taxonomy places the organism in Eukaryota, Metazoa, Chordata, Amphibia, Anura, Myobatrachidae. Gene Ontology annotation, cellular component: ESCRT II complex. The record is from RefSeq and is a predicted model, not a curated record.
ACCAGGCCUCACCCUCCGGCCAAUCAGCUGCCAGCGCACGAGCAGCGGCAGCUGUCGGAACCCGGAACUGUGCGGCACAGACUGUUGUGUCUCCGGUCCCGGCCGUAGGAGACCAGAGGAGGCGCCGCGGAGAUGGGCUUCGAGUGGCCCUGGCAGUACAACUUCCCCCCCUUCUACACGUUACAGCCUAAUGUUGACACCAGACAGAAGCAGCUGUCAGCGUGGAGCUCCUUAGUUCUAUCUUACUGCCGCCACAACAAAAUUUACACAAUAAAUGUAAUGGAAAUACAAGAAAGCCCCUUGUUCAACAAUAAGAAAAUACAAAGAAAGCUAUCCUUGGAGUCUGUGCAGGUAAUCUUAGAAGAACUGAGGAAAAAAGGCAAUCUGGAAUGGUUGGAUAAAAAUAAAACCAGAUUCCUAAUAAUGUGGAGGAGGCCAGAUGAGUGGGGGAAAGUCAUUUACCAAUGGGUUUCAAAGAAUGGAAUGACCAAUUCUGUAUUCACACUUUAUGAGCUGAUUAGUGGUGAUGACACAGAAGGAGAAGAAUUCCAUGGGCUGGAUGAAGGCAUGCUACAAAGGUCUUUGGAAGCGCUACAGCUGGAACACAAAGCGGAGAUCAUUACGCUAAAUGACAGCAAGGGUGUGAAAUUCUUUUAAUGAACAUUAUCCCAGUCCUGUCCGAUUGCUGGAUGGAAAUAGAACUUAUUUUAUAGCCAGAGAGAAAUAUGGUCUUCUCUCGUUUUUUUGGACGCUUGUGUACAUUCUAGGGUGGAAGUAUAUUCUUGAGAUGAUGGUGCACACUGGAUGUAUCCACUGAGAGAUUAGGUUCUAUUUUUCCUCUCUGUUGUUUGGGUGUAUGUAUAGCAGUGAUCUGGUGAGACUUUCAUCUUUAUACGCCUGAAAAUAAAUAUAAAGGUUGAUGUUAAAUGGCUACUGAGUGUUUGAUGAAAUGAAAAUUGAAGGUGUUGCAAAAAUCUGCCAACAUAUCAACAUCCUAUUUUUUUGUUUCACUUCUAGUUGGCUAUUGCCCUCACAUUUUGUAGUUAUUUCACCUUAAUUUCUUACGUGCAGAAGCAUUUGGUAUGUGGGCAAUAUAACGUAACCGCUAAAUAUGUAUAUAUGCAAUAAACAUGCUCUGUCCA